AUGAGAAUUGAAGGGAGAAAGGAGGUUUUAAUGGGGGAAAAAGACCAAAAGGCAGCAAUAGAAACCACACAUUCUGCACUUUCACUACGAUUCUCCCUGUUAAUUUUCCUUCUUAUGGAACCCAAAGUUAACAACAACCCCAAGAUGUUGGAAAAACAGUGGCUUUGUACUGCCUUGAAUGCCAGAAGCCUAGGAUUAGGCAGUGAGACCAUAGUCUUUGCUCAUGGUUAUGGAACAGACCAGUCAGUCUGGGAGAAGAUCAUUCCCUUCUUUGCUGAAGACUACAAGGUUGUGCUGUUUGAUUGGCCCUUUUCUGGAGCUGUGGAUCCAAACCUCUAUGACCCUUUCAAGUAUUCCUCCAUGGAAGCUUUUGCUGAUGAGUUGGUCACUCUCAUGGAUCAGAUGGACCUCAAAGCUGUCACCUUUGUUGGCCAUUCCAUGUCUGGCAUGAUUGGCUCCAUAGCCUCCAUCACUAGGCCUGACCUCUUCAAGAGGCUUAUUCUCCUUGGUGCUUCUCCUAGGUAUCUUAAUACAGAUGACUAUGAGGGGGGCUUUACUAGGUCAGAUGUUGAGCAAUUAUUGCAGGACAUUGAGGCCAACUAUGACAACUGGGUUUCUGCCUUCUCCUUACUAGCAGUGGAUCCAAGUGAUGAGCCAUCUGUUAACAAAUUCAGAGAGUGCCUGAGGAGAAUGAGAGCUAAUGUGGCAGCCCCCUUAGCCAGGACUGUGUUCUAUAGUGAUCACAGAGAUAUACUUGAGAAAAUUGAAACUCCAUGCACCAUCAUUCAGACCAGUAGUGACAUUGUUGUUCCAUUCAGUGCAGCAGUUUAUAUGGAGAGCAAAAUUAAAGGGAAAGUUACAUUGGAGGUUUUAGACGCUAAAGGCCAUUUUCCUCAGUUAACUGCAUUCCUUCAGCUAGUUGAUGUGCUCAAGGGUGUUAUUGGCUAG
Sphenostylis stenocarpa is the source of this 948-nucleotide messenger RNA. The record is from the annotation of a GenBank genome assembly. Lineage: Eukaryota; Viridiplantae; Streptophyta; Magnoliopsida; Fabales; Fabaceae.